AUGUCGGCUUCCAAUGCCCAUGGAGACGCUGCUGUGACUCCGGCCGAAACCCCGGGGCCGACAACCGCAGGUCCGCCAGCUUCGGUAACCCGCAAAGCCCGUCGGUAUGGGUUCGCAUGCUUCUGCUGCAAGUCCCGCAAGGUCAAGUGUAGCGGCCACCGGCCCGUUUGUAUGGGAUGUCGCCGGUCCGGCGACGACUGUAUUUGGCCAACACAAACUUCCAACGAGGGCCGACUCCGUGAUGCCAAUGCUCGCAUCCGGAGCCUCGAGGCAUCAUUAAGCAAUCCCGAGCCUGAAGCAUCGGAAUCUCCUGAUCAAAUACCGGGUCCGGAAUCAACCUACACGCCACGAACGAACAGUACAUCUCUUCGCAGCCAUGAACGCUCCAACGACGGCGCUCGGCCCGGUGCCGGUGCAGAUCCCGAAGCCGAUAGCUCACUUUGGUUUCAAGUCGGCAUCGGCGAAGACGGCGCCGUCAUUUACAACGGCCCCACUAGUCGAUUCCACGCAGGAUCUCUCGGGGAAAACAAUCUCGCAGAUGAGAUCGAUCCAAGGCGUGACCAGAUUGAAACUCUGCAAUCCCAGUACGCUCUGAUGGAUUCAGUCUGGCUACCUUUGAUUGCAGCAAAACCAGUCACGAAUGGAACCGGAGUGGACACUAACAUAGGGAUGGCUCUGCUUGAUAUCUACUGGUCUUGGCUACAUCCACUUCAUAGCUGCGUGUAUCGGCCAAUUCUCAUGAUGGACCUGGCUCUAGGUGGCCCCUACUGCUCUGAUUUUUUACUGCUGUGUAUUUUUGGGUUGGCGGCACGACAUCUCCCUGAACAGUACCCAAACCUAUCAGGUGUUGGAAAAGGCGAGCACUUCAUUUCUCGGGCGAGGGAGCUAUUGUUGGAAGAAAUGACGGCCACAAAACCAUCCAUUGCUACGAUUCAAGGACUUUUGAUCCUUGGAGGAAGACAGAGCGCCAUGGGGAAGAGCUCCGAAGGCUGGCUUUAUACGGGCAUGGCAGUCCGAAUGAUGAAAGAUAUCGGACUGCAUCUUGAUAUCACUAAGCUCUCUAGACUGGAACGAUGGACGGCCGCUGAGACGGAGACCCGUAAACGGCUAUACAACUCUGCCUACAUAUGGGAUAAGACGUUGAGUCUGGCCCUGGGCCGUCCGCCAUCGUUGACAAGACGGCCGUACGCAGCUCGAGAUAUACUGGACAAGGUCGAUGACCAACGGCUUUGGAAACCUGUUCAUGCCACUGAGGUAUCCGAGAAUUUUGUCGCUUCACCAUCUUGGACAACGUCAACCUUUUGUGCUUUUUGUCAUCUCCACGAAGUCACUACGGACAUGAUGCUACUAUUUUCUACUGUUCCUCGGGAUGAUGAGUUCACUACGCAGAUCGAGGAGCUUGUUAGUAGAAUUCGAGAGUGGUACGAGAACCUACCAGAGAGUUUGAAAAUUGGUGACAUUACUGGUUCGCAACAAAGCCCGCCGCCUCACAUUGUCUCACUAAAGUCUCUUAUAUCACGCCCUCCAUAUACUUCUCAGACGUCCUUAUCUUAG
Molecule: messenger RNA, 1554 nt
Organism: Colletotrichum truncatum
Lineage: Eukaryota; Fungi; Ascomycota; Sordariomycetes; Glomerellales; Glomerellaceae
Source: RefSeq, a predicted model, not a curated record